Molecule: messenger RNA, 1425 nt
Organism: Opisthorchis viverrini
Lineage: Eukaryota; Metazoa; Platyhelminthes; Trematoda; Opisthorchiida; Opisthorchiidae
Exons: 1
Source: RefSeq, a predicted model, not a curated record
AUGAUGGACCAUUUAACAUACUCAUCGAAGAGCCCCGCAAAAUCCAGCCCGAGUUUCCCGGAAGACAUUGAGGACGAGGACGAUGAUCCUAUUGACAUUCCGUCGUUAAAGUUUACAUCUUGCAAUGCGAACAAUGGUAGUGAUGACCAGGAACACCCGGCUGAUGUCACUAUGUUGGUUGAAGCUGAUGAUGACGAUCUAGGCCAGUCUCGCUCCUUUCAUCACACAGCUGACAGUCCAAGAAAUCCUACUGAUUCUUCGGAUAAGAAAGUACAUUGGUCUAAUCAAAACGUGCAGACUUUGUUGGACUGUGUCGAAAAGCAUCUGGACGAAUUUAAUGUUCAGAAGAAGCACAAGCAGGUUUGGCAAACAAUCGGGGCAGAAAUGGAGACACUCGGGUUCACUAUGGAGCACUGCUAUAACAAAUGGAAAAACCUUCGUCGUGACGUACGUCUCCUUGUCAAUAAUCCCCAAAAGGCAGUCAGGAAUGCGGACAUCCUCAGGCGCGUUGCCCGACUCAUUUUAGUCAUUUACCCCAAUAUUGAUGCAACAACCAUGCAGGUAGCGGGAGAUCGUAACGGUGGUAAAUCCGCUCCUGCCACUCCUGUAGGUUUAGGAACUUUGAACUGCAAAGUAACCAUGCCUUCAGCCCUACAUGCUCCAGAUUCGCCUCGUUUUGGCUUCACGGGAUCUUGCACCCCCCAAUCUCUUACUCCCGGUUUCCACUCCAUAACUCCAAACGGAAACAAGUACAAACAUGAUCGAGAGCUUAGUGAACCUAGCAUUCCGGGCACGGCUCUGUUUACGAACAUGAGUUCUGACAAUGAUGCGCAUGAAUUUCAUACUGACCCCAAUGCUAAUUCCAACAGCACCGGAUUCCCAUUUAUUUUCAACCCUGCCGCAGCAGCCCUUCUGGUUCAAUCCCAAUUGUUUAAUGACUUGUUAUUACAACAGCAACGAGCGCGUGAUGACGAUCUUCCUCAACAACGAGAACAGCUACGUCCAGCCGCAAGCACACCGAACAAAUUCGCUUCCAACACCUCUACCGUUAACGGAAACGGUCUGCAUGUGAGUGAUACUUCGCAGGCCGUAUCUCUGGCUUCCUCCCUGCUCAACGGACUUGCAGCCGUGGAGAAUAAUCAGCUGAUUUUGCCCGUGGUUUCGGCCUCCCUAUCUGACUCAGCCCAGCAGCUGAAUCGACUCCCACCUGGAAGCGAACUAGCCGGCGUUGUUGAGCGUUUACGAGAUGAGGAGACUAUCCACAUGAAAUUGACCGAUAUGGUUACCCAUCUGGCGACUGAACUGCAUGCAGCUGGUAUGCGUCGUCGGGCAGCAUUGGAUCAGUUGUUGGGGAUUAUGCAGGGAGCUCGUAUCCCGUCUACCCUUAUGCACAAGCCGAAAACAGCUGAUGCGAGCAAUCUAGUU